This is a messenger RNA of Paraglomus brasilianum, 966 nucleotides long. The record is from the annotation of a GenBank genome assembly. NCBI's taxonomy places the organism in Eukaryota, Fungi, Glomeromycota, Glomeromycetes, Paraglomerales, Paraglomeraceae.
AUGGGAAAUAUAGUGCCGAUGAGUCUGCAUGCCGAUGAGAAGAUAAAAUCAAUGUCUCAUCACACACCACAGCCGAUGGGCUUAGCUUCUUCAAUCAGCUCAUCUCAAGUUCCCCAAGACCUUCCUUCUGCUCUGCUCACAGCCCAAUCUCGACCAGGAUGCCGCAUACUUGCUACUACGAAACGCGCGGCUCAGAACCGUGCUGCUCAACGUGCCUUCCGUCAACGCAAGGACAGAUAUAUCAAAGAUCUCGAAGUCAAAGCAAAGGAACUAGACUCAUUCAGACGUCGUCUUGAACAAGCCGAAAAAGAAAAGGAAGAAAUGAAGUCUAUCAUAACAGCACUCAAAGCAGAAGUUGCUAAAUUGAAGGGCGAAGCAGAUGAUGAUAAAAGUAGAGGGGAAAGCAGUAGCAACAGUAGCUCCAACAUUAACAGUCCGUUCACUCCGAACGGGUCUAGUGAAGAUGAUCUAAACGGAUUAGGAGAAGAUCCUUGGAUGAGGAAACGCAAGAGUGCAUUCUAUAAUGAGCGUACAACAUCUGCAUAUCAAUCACCACCAUCUCAUCCUCGGCUGUCUAUAAACAGUCACGCUGACUCUGCACGUCCUUCUUCGACAGCAGCGACCACAAAUUCUAGUACAUCUCCCACCAACGCAUCCAACGCGUCUACCAGUCCCACAAGUUCUAAUAAUCAUUUCGAGCUUAAUCGAAAUGAUUACCGCUCAUAUCCUACUUCGCCAACGUCCGAUUCACGACGACCGUUCAAUAGCUGUGUGAAUAACGCACAGUCGCGUUCUACUGUCAGCGAAGAUGAUCCGGCUGAGAGAGUGAUGAUGGAUGACUUGUGUGAAUUGCUUCGAACUAGAAGUCAUCCCGAUGUACACACUAGCAUGGGUGUUUCUUUUUGGCCAGGUAGAAAUUCCGCACCUGUUGUUGCAGGGAAUGGAAGCAAUGCUGUUGUUGGGUGA